Molecule: messenger RNA, 2272 nt
Organism: Nerophis lumbriciformis (worm pipefish)
Lineage: Eukaryota; Metazoa; Chordata; Actinopteri; Syngnathiformes; Syngnathidae
Gene: slc8b1
Product: solute carrier family 8 member B1
Biological process (GO): calcium export from the mitochondrion; intracellular calcium ion homeostasis
Cellular component (GO): membrane
Molecular function (GO): calcium:sodium antiporter activity
Source: RefSeq, a predicted model, not a curated record
UGUGAAGUGUACACACUACUUACAGUAUAGUACGCUGCAUUUUGUUUUAGACAUUUUACCAGUCAGACGUGUUAAGACAUGUAAACGUUCUUCUAGUAUACUUUUAUUGUUCGACUGCCGUCCUCUUUUGGAGGCGUUUAUGUCGAAAAACGGGAAAGUCGAGCAUACGAAGCCACCCUGCGCGGUUUAGUCGUGUUAUCUGUCACCAGGAUGGACGUGUCUCCUGGAUAGAAAACAGCCAUGACUUGUUGGACUUCUUGUUUGUCUGUCCUGGUGGGGACUUUGUUGUUGUUGCACCAGCAGGCCUACUCGGACUCUUCUGUCCUCUCCCACACAGGUGUGCGAGUGAAAAGAGGGUCCUUGAACGCCUCACUGGCUGUCACGUCUGAGAUAAACACCAACGACCAGUGUGACUAUGUGAUGAACAUCAGUGCUGCGGACCGCUGUGCAUUUGUGAAGAACACAUCAGACUGUAAACUGGGAGAUGGCUUCAUCAACUAUCUACAAGCAGUCUUCUGUUUGCUUCCACCUGACCUCUCACCCCUCAUGGUCACGCUUUGUGUUAUAUGGCUGCUCUUUUUGUUCUUCAUCCUUGGCCUCACGGCGUCUAAGUUUUUCUGUCCCAACCUGUCGGCCAUCUCCACCAGUCUGCACCUCACUCACAACGUCGCUGGCGUGACCUUUCUGGCUCUUGGUAACGGAGCUCCAGACAUCUUCAGUGCCAUAGCAGCCUUCUCCCGCCCUCACACUGCUGGACUGGCGGUCGGAGCGUUAUUCGGAGCUGGCAUAUUCGUCACCACCGUCGUCGCCGGCAGCGUGGCGCUCGUCAAACCUUUCGCUGUGGCCUCCCGUCCUUUUCUGCGUGACGUCAUCUUCUACAUGGUGGCCGUGUUCUGGACUUAUGUCAUCCUGUUCAGAGGAACCACCACAUUUGGAGAAACACUGGGGUACCUGGGCCUCUACGUGGUGUAUGUGGUGACAGUAAUCAUCAGUGCAUACAUCUACAACCGACAAAAGCGUUUGAUUAAUGGAAGGAUCGAAGGUGUUCCACAUAUUCAAGCCGAGUUUGAGUCGUCUGACUUGUAUGACGACGACGUUCCCUGCUUGCCAGCUGGGAUGCACCAACCGGAAUAUGAGUCUGAGUACAGACCCCUUCUGCAGUACACUCAGUCUACCAGCCAGAUCUUACUGAGCUCACUCAACCCAGUGGAUAACAGGAGGUGGAGGAGGGAAUCGUGGAAGUGGAGAGUCGGCAAAAUAUUGAAGACCCCUGUGGAGGUCUUGCUGCUGCUGUGCAUUCCUGUCGUUGAUCUUGAUAAAGAGGACAAGAACUGGAGACGCCCACUCAACUGUCUUCAUUUGGUCACUGCCCCCCUCGUGUGUGUGCUCGUCUUCCAGUCUGGACUAUUUGGACAUUAUCUGAUCGAAGGGCAGUUUCCUGUGUGGCUGCUGACUUUUCUCCUGGGACUCUUCCUGUCUGCUAUUGUCUUCUGCAGCACCACCAAUGAGUGUCCCCCGAGGUACCACCCAAUCUUUUCUCUGGUGGGCUUCGUGGUGAGCGCGGUGCUGAUCAGUGCGGCGGCUUCAGAGGUGGUCAGUCUUCUGCACAUGCUGGGUGUGGUGCUGAGUCUCAGUAACACCGUGCUGGGUUUGACUCUCCUCGCUUGGGGAAACAGUAUUGGAGACUGUUUUUCAGACAUCACCAUUGCAAGACAAGGCUACCCAAGGAUGGCGAUAUCAGCCUGCUUUGGAGGCAUCAUUUUCAACAUGCUGUUUGGAGUUGGCUUGGGCUGUCUGGUGCAGAUGAUGAAAUCACACACAGACGUGCAGCUGGAACCGGAGGGAACGUUGACGUGGGUUCUGGCAGGAUCGCUGGGGUUGUCUCUGGUCUUUUCUUUCGUCGUCGUUCCACUGAGCCGCUUCCACUUGGGACGACCGUACGGCAUUGUCCUCCUCGUCUUCUACGCCGCCUUCCUGGUGGUCGCGCUGCUCACCGAGUUCGGCUCCAUCUAAGAGAGACACACUGUGACUUUCAAGCACUUAUUUUACCGCACUUGACUACUGCCAACAUGCUUGCUGGGUUUUUAUAUUCUGGAGAAAAACAGUUUUUGCUCAGGAAGGACUGAAGACUAUUGUGCCAAAAAUCUGAUACACUUUUUUUAGAUGAAUAGGGUCAGAAUCAUACCUUUUGCUGUUCACUAAAUGUAAUGUGAAGCAGUCUGUGCCUUUUUACAUAUUGUUACACUGGUUUUUAAAUAUAAUUUUUUGCAAA